AUGGUAACAGACCUCAGCCUGGAUACAGAUCCUAUCAGUUUGAUGGGGAAUCGCCACGAAAUUUUCCUCCAGUAUCCUCUACUCCGCGAUGAUCCUACAAAGACGGUCGAAGUUGCUAGUCUGGAAGCGCAGCGCAAGCCUAAUAAGCUGCCUUUCAUUAGACACACUCUUGAAUGUGCCCAGUAUCUUCGCCAGAGGAAACAAUAUGUGUCAGAUGAACUCACCUGGCAUACCAUUACACUGCAACAGCUAGCGGAGGAAGUGAAUGAAAUGUACAAAUUCGAGAAGAUUUUGGGUGACCUCCAAACUUUGCUCGCCCAUGUAAACGACUUCCAGGGUCGACUUGACCGAUGGAAAAAGGAUAUACCCUCCAACGUCAACAACACAGGUCUGCUUGAAUUGCGAUAUCACGCCGUCAGAGUUAUGGUAUAUGAAGUCGGCCUCGUCCAUCGUUUCGGAAGAAAGAGGACCUCACCCACCACAACACAAUUCCAGGGUCCUUCCGCCGAAGCUGAUUCAUUGAUGCCUACUUUCCAGGGCUGUCUCAAUGCUGCUAAAGAUUAUCUCGACUGUUUUUUGGCCACCCCUAAUUCGCCUCAGCGACAUCUCCCAUUCGAAGAGUGGACUCGACUUACGCUGGCACUUUUUGUGACAUAUAGAUUCUCGGUCGGCAUUCCAGAGGUCCCUCAGUGGAACCCAGAAAUGGCUCGAACAACAUGCGACCUGGAAAAUUACUUGACACGUCUACUCGGUUGUCUCGAAUCACCAACCAGACCUACCACCAAUGGCAUUGUUACCAUGUUCCACAUCUUCCCCGGUAUCCUUGAGAGCGUCAAAGUGGCUUACAGCCUAGUAUGUGAGCAUCCUCUCAUGUUCCAACAGGGUAUAAAAGCACAUGAUUUAGGUCCUGAUGCAGCCAUCACAUCAGAAAUAUCGACACAAUCCCAUGCUCGGUGUCCUGGUUUUCAACACUUGGCGCGACCAGCGAACGAUUAUGUGGCAGAAGACGACCGUGUUUUUGCGAAGGAAGUCGCAGCCGACAUCCGGGCUAUUCAAGAGCGAUCACUCCAGUGA
Lithohypha guttulata is the source of this 1074-nucleotide messenger RNA. RefSeq lists its product as uncharacterized. The transcript has 3 exons. Bases 1 to 1074 code for a protein of 357 amino acids. NCBI's taxonomy places the organism in Eukaryota, Fungi, Ascomycota, Eurotiomycetes, Chaetothyriales, Trichomeriaceae. The record is from RefSeq and is a predicted model, not a curated record.